Molecule: messenger RNA, 786 nt
Organism: Stylophora pistillata
Lineage: Eukaryota; Metazoa; Cnidaria; Anthozoa; Scleractinia; Pocilloporidae
Product: glutamate receptor ionotropic, kainate 2-like
Biological process (GO): monoatomic ion transport
Cellular component (GO): membrane
Molecular function (GO): signaling receptor activity; ligand-gated monoatomic ion channel activity; protein binding
Source: RefSeq, a predicted model, not a curated record
GACGCUCCAUUCGCAAUAAAAAGGAGAAAAGAAGAUGGCGGAUUUUUCUACGAAGGGUACUGUAUUGAUCUUCUAAAUGAGCUUGCAAGAAAACUGAAAUUUACCUACGAGGUUUACAUUUCUCCUGACGGGAAGUAUGGAGCUGAAAACGAGAACGGAACUUGGAACGGAGUUAUUAAUGAGAUUUUGAAUGAGCGAACGGAUAUGGCGAUUUCCGCACUAACUAUAACUGAAAGGCGAGAGAAAGUCGUGGAUUUCAGCUUCCCCUUUAUGCACUUCACCACGGAUAUAUUAUUGAGGAAGCCAUCUUUCGGAGAAAAAAUUGACCUUUCCCAGUUUAUGGCCCCGUUUGAUAAUCAAGUCUGGUUCGCUACCUUGGCCACCUUGGUAAUCAUCUCCAUUGCUGUGUUUGUAUUAAACUUCUACAGUCCUUAUGGAUAUAAAGAUGAUAAUGGCCGAGGCACAUCAAAAGAGUUCAGCUUCUUCAACAGUAUGUGGUUUGCUUUAGCUUGUAUGCUGCAACAGGGGGGAGAUAAUACACCAAAGAGCCUAUCAGGUCGGAUACUCGUUGGUUGUUAUUGGUUCUGCAUAUUAAUCUGGGUCUCGACGUACACUGCCAACCUGGCAGCUUUUUUCACUGUAAAAAAGGCCGAGCAUCCAAUAAAUAACAUUGAAGACCUUGUGAAAUCGUCUUAUUCGGUAGCAGUGCUUGAUUCAUCUAGGNUCCCUAGGCGCGUGAACUUCUUGACUUUGAAAUAUGAUAUAACUCUGUACUGCACUAGUUAA